UGUCGCCCGUUGUUCAAACCGGUGUAGGCUAAGGCAGGGGGGCACCUACCCAAGGGGCGCGUAAGCAUCUUCUACUAGAAAACCCUUGCUGUCGGUGUCGCCGGUCUCCACUCCCCUUACGCCCUCUGUCCUCCGAAAAGCUCGGCUGCAAGGAUGCCGAGAAAGGCGAAGCCCACUAAACACUCCUCAGCGGAGCUCAACAAGCGGGCAGCCGCCUCAUUGCAAAACAAGGGGGGAGGGUCGGCCGGGCUCGCGGACAGAAAAGGGGGCGCCGCGGGCCACUCUCGGUUCUUGUGCACAAUCUGCGGUGUCCAGGCGCCUUCGCUCACCAGUAUGAAGGCCCACCACGAGUCGAAGCAUACGAAGCUGCCUUGGGACCCGUCGCUUUACGAAGACGUGCAGGCCAAGCACGGUGGGACGACGCAGGGUGUGGCCGUGAGGGGAACCACCAAUGCCAAGAAGCUCAAGGGCAAGAACCCCAAGGCAGACCUCGAUGACUUGCUCGCAGCCGGACUACGCGCGGGCAAGAAGUAACCCCGGUCGCAGCCACGGGGCCGCCCGUCCGCCCUGCUUACUGCCUUGUAGACCAGGCGUAAUGCUAUGGUGUUUCUUGUUGCUGCGGAGGGCGAGAUUGGGACGGGAAAGGAACCGUACCGGACCAAGCCGUCGCAGCUUGUCCCACCGUGCUGUGCGAGCGUGUGAAUAAAGGGUUGAGGGCUUGAUUUGUCUUGCUGGCGUUGUUGAGUUAACCCCACAGCGCGGAAAAAAAAUGCGCUGGCGACUAGAGGGAUGCGUCCGACCCAUGCCCUGGGGUUGGACCUGGGGGGGGGAGACAGACAGCAGUCGCGGGAGGCACGCUCGUGGGAUAAGAUUUGACCAGUGUAUCUGUAUUUUUGUGGCGUGGGCAACAAGCCACAGGCAAGCAGCGGGGCGUGUUACUGCUUGGCGAUGGUAGUGUCGCCUCCCCUGACUACCUUCGUCCACCCCCACCCCCCCCGGAAUGCUCCUCCGCGUGCUCGCGCUACUGACAUUGUCGAGGGGUUAGCUGCUGUUGCGGCUGCUGUCUGCCGGUGCCAUCAUCAUUUUAUAUCACAAAUUGCGCGUGAGAGAGAUUCCACGCGCUGGUCUUGCCCACACGAUGGUGUAAGGUGUCACAUAUCUGCUCCGAUUGUGUUCGUGUUCGUCCAUGUAGCUGCCCGGGGAUGAUGGGUGGGACCGGGGGGGGGGUGGGGGGGGUGUAGUUAUGAUUUGCAUUCCUCAACGGUUAGACCAUUGACAAGUCGUCCUCGAGAGGAUUGGAGCAUUGUUCCCCCCGGCCCGAUCCCCGAGUGGCCAAUGUUUCCUUCCUAUUUUCCCAAGGGCGGCUGGGUGGGGGGGGGGGGGGGAGGCUCUCGUUCAUCCCGGCCCAUGCGGUAGCGUGAGCUAUUGAACUAGACAGGGAAGCAGAGCGUUUUCGCGCGAUGAUGAUCACCAAACCGUGAUAGCCCGCUUCCAGAGGCUGUUGGAGAUAGCGGGAUACUUCCGUACGCAGUAGUAGUACCCGAUUUCGCUGUUUGUGUUGUUUGUUUAUGUGUCGAAAGGGGCAAGAGAGUGAUUCAGCUACGGAGCCUGCACCGCUGGCACUAAUAUUUUCGUUUUGUCUGCGGCAGCCCUGUUUUUUCUCUCCUGUUGGGCCCUGUGUUUCGCACAUCCCCUACUGUCGGUGUAUGUUGGGGCGAAUCGACGUGUCCGGGCAACAUGAUCACCAAACAGUGAUAGCCCGCUUCCAGAGGCUGUUGGAGAAUAGCGGGAUACUUCCGUACGCAGUAUUUGUAGUAGUACCCGAUUUCGUUGUUUGUGUUGUUUGUUUAUGUGUCGAAAGGGGCAAGAGAGUGAUUCAGCUACGGAGCCUGCACCGCUGGCACUAAUAUUUUCGUUUUGUCUGCAGC
This is a messenger RNA of Ectocarpus siliculosus, 1928 nucleotides long. The record is from the annotation of a GenBank genome assembly. Lineage: Eukaryota; Phaeophyceae; Ectocarpales; Ectocarpaceae.